This is a messenger RNA of Triticum dicoccoides, 1435 nucleotides long. RefSeq names its product major pollen allergen Ole e 10-like. The coding region runs from base 264 to 1073 and encodes 269 amino acids. The transcript is spliced from 3 exons. Lineage: Eukaryota; Viridiplantae; Streptophyta; Magnoliopsida; Poales; Poaceae. The record is from RefSeq and is a predicted model, not a curated record.
CUGCCUUUCCUCUCACUUUUGCCGCCACCUUUGGCUUAAUCUAUUGCUCCUUGUCUCGUUUCCCUGACCCUGCAUUGCAAAGCUCCAACGCUGGUUUCCCCGAUGGUGCUUAUCGGCGGAUGCAGAUGCUUUGCACUGACUGAACUGUACUUGAGCUACUGAGGCAGCAGCAGAGCAGCUAAGCUAGCUCACUCCACACUUGAUAAGCUGCUUUUUUCUCUCUGUCUCCAAGUGGUGUGGCUGUGCAAGGUUGUGCCGGCGGCAUGGGUAUUGGGCCAGUUCAUCAUUGCUUGGCCUCUCUUCUUGUCCUGCUUCCUCUCCUCUGCUGCCACGCGGUGAGAGGCGUCGAGCAGAGAGCGCACACCGGCGCCGCGUCGCGCCCCCAGGCCGCCACGGUGAGGCUGGAGCGCGCGCGUGACAUGCCGGAGCUGGACGUGACGACGCCGCUGGCGACGGUCCCGCUGGCGAACCCGACGCCGAUGCCGGAGGCGACCGCCGCGCCGACGCUGGCGCACCCAACGGCCGCGGCUGGCGCGGGGAGCUGGUGCGUGGCGAGCCCGAGCGCGGGCGCGGCGGCGCUGCAGGUGGCGCUGGACUACGCGUGCGGGCAGGGCGCGGACUGCUCGCCAAUCCAGCCCGGCGGGAGCUGCGCCGACCCGGACACCGUCCGCGACCACGCCUCCUACGCCUUCAACUCCUACUACCAGAAGAACCCCGUCCAGACCAGCUGCGACUUCGCCGGCGCCGCCAUCCUCACCAGCACCGAUCCCAGCACCACCUCUUGCAAGUACCCAUCCACUAGCACCGGUGCUUCCGUCCUGAACACGACGUCUCCGGUGACCCCGGUGAACCCGACGUACGGAUCCCCUCCCGGCGGCUCCUACAACUCUCCUCCUGGUCCUGGCGGCUACUACAACUCCCCUCCUAUCUACGGGUCCAUGUCGCCUCCGGACUACGGCGGCAGCAUCAGCGCCGCCACGGCGGUGAUGCCCGGCAGCAAGAGCACGACGGCCGCCACGUCGCUGACGUGCCUCCUCGUCGUCGCAACGGUGUCUCUCAACCUGUGCAAGUAAGAAGCGAAGUACGCAGGCUUGUAAUUCGCGCGCAAAUGCACUUGGAGGCUGAAGUGGGCCGAAGAGGAUUCAGAUGAACAGGCACCAAAUGCAUCUAGAAAACAGAGGAGGCGCCAUGACAGAAGCAGAGUAGCAAUGGGCACCGGGCAGGCUGGCCCCUAGUCAGUCAGUGUUGCAAAUGUUUGUAGUUGCAGUCAGUGUCAGCGAGUUUUGGCGUGUGCUUGAGGUGGGAUGUUUGUACUUGCAUGCCAUAUUUCUCCGUUGUGGUCUGGAGGAGAAAAUAUAAUACCAUCUUGUACAAGGGCAUCUUCAUGCUGACCUCAAAAUGCAGAAACCGGUCAUCCAAUGCUCCCCACAUACAU